AUGGCUGGACGAACAAGAAAUAAUAACGCCAAUGGUGAUAGAGUGCCUGACGACGAUGUCGCUCGAAUUAUACAUGCGAUUGCUGAUAGGGUAGGCAAUAUACCACCCCAAAACCAAGAUCAAAACAAAUCGGGAAUGAUAGCAAAAUUUCAAAAGCUACGUCCCCACAAAUUCCUUAGUGGAUCAAACCCCCAUGAAGCUGAAGCUUGGUUAAGACAAAUUAAGAAGUUGCUAGAUACUUCCGACAUCCAAAAUGAACAAGAUAGAGUGACCAUGGCAGCAUUUCAAACGGAAGGGGAAGCAGAUCAUUGGUGGGAAAUGAUCAAAAGUGCUCGACAAGUAGAGACAUUAACUUGGAGACAGUUUGAAGACUUGUUCAUGGAAAAGUAUUUUCCUAACUCGCUAAGACAAGAAAUGAUUCAAAAGUUCCUCCAACUGAAACAAGGAAAAAUGUCAGUCGCUCAAUAUGCGAACCGUUUUGAAGCUUUUUCACGAUACGCUUCAGCCAUAGUAGCAAAUGAAGAGGAUAAGGAGUUAGCGAAUUCUAAACGCAUUCAAAAUCAGCGAUCAAGGAACAACAACCAACCACGCAGAGGAGGCCCAGUCCGCAACACCAGAAACCAUCUUGCGCCAGCACCUUAUGCCGAAGGGUUACAGCAGCAACAAAGACAGAAUCGAGGAAACCAGCAAGGAGGAAACUUUGUAAAUGAGUGGAAAGGAAAGUGUUUCAGAUGUGGUCAGCAAGGGCAUCGUUGA
Molecule: messenger RNA, 756 nt
Organism: Camellia sinensis
Lineage: Eukaryota; Viridiplantae; Streptophyta; Magnoliopsida; Ericales; Theaceae
Source: RefSeq, a predicted model, not a curated record